AUGGUCAAGGGAGCUAAAACUAGAAAUAGAACGACCUCAAGUUCUGUUUUCUCAUCUAAUGGUUACCUCGUUUCAGUAAUAAAUGUGCUUAAUGUUCCCAAAAAUGAAAAUAUUAACUUGAAUUUAAAAUCUAGUCAAUCUGAGUAUUUAAAAAUAAUUGCCCAAUUAACAAAUAGCAAUAGACUUUAUAAAAUAUCAUCUGUAACGAAAACUUUGUCAGAUAAUCACAACCAAAUUAUUUAUUUUGAUAUUUCACUUUAUAAUGAAUGGUCAACUGCGUGCUCAUUUGUUAAUAUAGGCGAUACUAUUGAAAUUUUUGGUGGAUAUGUUUCUAAAAAUAAAAACAGUAUCACCUAUGAGUUUUCAGUUUCGAAAAGAAAUUCUUCCAUGGUUGUUUGGAGGAGUGGCUUUGAACAUAUCCCUGCAGUAUUAACUCAUGCAGCUGUACUAUGUAGCAAGGGUAAUAUUUAUCUUCCUGCAUGGGCAAGAAUAUACAACGAUAGGGCAAAAUUAGAAGCAGUUGAAAGUGUUAUAUAUAAUCAAAAUUCAUCCUCUAUUGACUGCGUGAAUUUUAAUGGAAGCCUUGAUCAGUUUAACUGUAUUACUGACAGUUUGGAUUUGGAAAAAAACAGUCAAGUAUACAACGGCAUUUUUAAAAAAAGAAAAACAUCAAAUAACUACAAAAACACAUCCCAAGCCACUCAAUAUUCAUACAUCGAUCGAUUGUCUGACAUUAUUCCUAAAGUUAAUACAAAUCUUUAUGGUGUUGUGCUUGAAGUUGGAAAUAAUCCGGUCAAAAGAUGUAGUUCACAUACUUCGCAGAUUUUUUUGAAUGUAACAUUAAUCGAUCCUUCUGUCAUUGAAUUAGUUCCAAUGGAUAGCUAUUCAAUUUCAAACCUUGAUGAACUACUUUCAGGUGUUUAUAAUUAUAAAAAUAGACCGCGUUUAAACCCAAACUUCCCAACUAUUUCUUUGGAAAUAGCUACUGAUGGUGAUGCAAAUACUCUUCCAAUUAUAAAUUUUGGAGAUAUUAUAAGAGUCCAUAGAGUGGAGCCCAGAAUUUCGAAGCAGAAAUACAUUGAUUUGCCAUGCAAUUUAAAAAAUACUUCAAUACGGAUUUGGUCGGUUCAUGACUUAAAUAUUGAAAGUAUAUAUUCUAAGUAUUCAUCUGAUGAAGAGAUAUUUAAUAGCCAAGAUUGUUAUUUUACGGUAGAAAAUGCUAUUAAGGUGGGUGGAAGCCAGCAAAGGACAACUUUUACUAAAGAUGAUUCAUUAAGAUUAUUAAAAUUGCAAAGAUGGUGUUAUGAAUUAUUUCAUGAUUUUCCUUUUUUUUCUAUUUCUCCUUAUACUAAAUCACUUAAGUACCUUUUAAAUUCAGCCGAAAACCAUAACCGACAAUUUGGAGACAUUAUUGUUUUUAUUCACGAUGUUUGUAUUCUAUCUGAGUUUUUUAGGAAAACAAAUUUGGAAACUAAUAAUAUGUUUCCAAUAACAAAAAAAAUGUCUAAAGAAAAUUUGUGCUUAAUUGUAACAGAACAUAAGCAAUGUGAAAGAAUCAACUUGAGUGAUUUGACUAAACAUAGUUAUGACCAAGUAUUUGUUGUUUAUGUUUCUGAGAAUUGUAACUUUGGAUUAAAAGACUAUUUUAUUAAUAAUAAAAAGCCAUUAUCAUAUGGAGAUUGGAUAAGAAUAAAAAAUGUAUCGAUUUCUGGUACAGACUAUUUCACACACAUAAACGGAGAACUAAUUGGACCAUUUACUGUAAUUGACACAAAUAGAUCGAGAAUUACACGUCUUCCGUUUUGGUCUGGCGACGUUAAGUUAAACUCAAAUAGGGUUUCUCCUAUCUCAAAGAAGUAA
Molecule: messenger RNA, 1860 nt
Organism: Cryptosporidium ubiquitum
Lineage: Eukaryota; Apicomplexa; Conoidasida; Eucoccidiorida; Cryptosporidiidae
Exons: 1
Coding region: 1-1860 (619 amino acids)
Source: RefSeq, a predicted model, not a curated record